UAGCAAAUACAAAUAUAAUUUGUAUUUGGAUGUAGUAAGUAGGCAUUUUUCCAAAUGUCAAAAAAUUGUGCCAUUGCUCGCAAAAUAACCCGGAAAAGAAGUUUUAAAAUUUUCAUUGUGUGAAAACCGGUGAAGGCAAAUAAGCCUCAAAAUAGCGACCCCAACGUUGGAAAAUCGUCGUUCCUGCAUGGAGCUGAUGAAGGAUCGAUUUUGGAUGCAAAUUCAACGGGAUGUCGGGCUGAUACCGGAACAUAUAAUAAACAUUUUAGACUUUUGUGGCUACUCAGCCAACUGCGCUCUGGAAGCUAUCGACAAUGAAAAGUUGAAAAUUGUUGAACAGGAAGCGAAAGAAAUUCCACAAAUUCUUCGCAUCCCUAGCAAUGACGAACAACAGAUGAAGAAAUACUUUGGAAAGUUUUAUCGCAACCCGCAAAAUUUUCACAUUCUAAGUGGUGAAGCGCAGCAGAUCAUAAUGAUCGGUGUGCAUCUGCGGCAAAAAGGCAUUAGCAGCUACUUGAAAAUCGACGAGUUGACCCGACCCCGCGAGCGACGAAGAAAGGAAGGCGUACCCGAAACCGGCUCAUUAGAGCAAUCGGCUCGAACGCUAGCCGAGCGGAUUCAUAGCUUCUACUUCAAUCGUUGUGACGGGUCCCCUCAGAAUAUCGAAUUCUGCAAUACGGUAGGUGCGGUUCAGGUAACUUCUGAAAUCGGCGACGAUGGAAACAUAGUUGGGUAUGUUACUUGUCCCUUUUGUCAGACGGACAAAAAGUUACGAGUGUCUCAGGACCGGACCGGACAUUGGGUUUUAGCGAAUAUUGUUGCCCAUAUGAAUCGGCAUUUGACCAGUAUAAGUAAUUCCAACCCCAAUUUGCCGGAGGAUUCAACUGCAAACAAGAAGCUAAAACUAGAACCUUUGGAUUUCGAUGAAUCAUCACAGUACAGUUCUAACGCCUAUGGCUUCAACGUGUCCAUAACAUAAAUCUGGUGAAGACUUUAAGUAGACUAUCAUCCACUUUUGUGGUUUUCCAAUAAAGAGUAAAAUGUGUAACGUGCUCCG
Molecule: messenger RNA, 1057 nt
Organism: Topomyia yanbarensis
Lineage: Eukaryota; Metazoa; Arthropoda; Insecta; Diptera; Culicidae
Exons: 4
Coding region: 188-979 (263 amino acids)
Source: RefSeq, a predicted model, not a curated record